UUUAUUUCCUAAGGAUCAGAUUGUGAAGAAGAGCAGAGAUGGCUUCCACAACUUCGCCACCUAUGCUCCACUCUCUCUCAGUUCACUGUGCGCAAACUUCGAGCCGUGGCCGAUCCGUCAAGGCGUACGUUAGCAAACCUGCGCCGGCGGUUUCUCUUUCGAACCGGAGGCAACUUCUGUUCUUCCUGACUACGACGACGGCAUUGAAUGUUACAGAGAAGAAAUCGAAUGCGGAGGACAUUCCGUUGUUCGGUUUUAGGAAGAAGCUGAAGAAAGCGGAGGAGGAAGCGGUGGAGAUCGUGAAAGAAGGACUCGAGACGGCGGAGAAAGGGGUGGUGACGGCGGGGAUAGAGAUCUUUACGGUGGAGAAAGAGUUGAAGACGGCUGAAAAGGAGAUUGAAAGUGCCGUUAGUUUCGGCGCGUUGGCUCAGGCCGGUACCGUGGCGGGAGCCGAGAUUCUCGGCGUUGUCGUGGCUACUUCUAUUGUUAAUGGAAUUUUGGCGGCUGAUGCCCCGAAAUCAUGAAAUUUCAUGUGUAUUUAAUUUUAUUUAGAUAUUUUUGUGAAACAGAAAGCUUAAUGGAGCUUAAAUGUCUGCU
Messenger RNA from Hibiscus syriacus, 597 nucleotides. RefSeq lists its product as uncharacterized. The record is from RefSeq and is a predicted model, not a curated record. The coding region runs from base 39 to 524 and encodes 161 amino acids. Lineage: Eukaryota; Viridiplantae; Streptophyta; Magnoliopsida; Malvales; Malvaceae. The transcript is spliced from 2 exons. Gene Ontology annotation, cellular component: chloroplast thylakoid.